AUGGCAGAGGACAAGCUACGCAGGCGACUCAAAUCUUUCUUCAGAAAGGACGCUUCAGGUAAAUCAUUUCUGACUAAUAAAGAGGAAGAAUCCGGAUCACCCUCUCCGUCUGUGCAUUCGGCCGAUCUACCGAUUCGUACCACGACGAGUGAUUCGAGAACUCAACCAGCAGCCAACCAGCUAACACCCGGUGUGGAGCAUGGGGAAAUAUCUCUCUGGGACAAGGCAUAUGAUUCAUUGAGGAAUGACAAGCCAGAGCUAGUCUCCUUAUAUGAGGACCUGCUUUCCCGAGUCCUCAACAACGCGAAAGCAAAAAACUCAAUAUCUCAACCUAAUCAAACGAAUGAUACAUCUCAGAUACCUAACGAGAUCCCCCAGAAUGACACAAUUGCGCGGCAUGAAAAGCUUAGCCAAGUUACGGAGCUCGGGCUACAAUACGUGGAAGAUCGCGCGGCCAAGGAGUUAGUGAAAGAUGCCAUCAAAGACGUCCCAUAUGCGCCCGCGGUCAUGGCAGGGAUUGCGUUGAUACUUCCACUUCUCAAGAACCCAGCGACGGUUGAGGCUGCAAACAAUGAGGGUUUCACAUAUGUGACAUCACAAAUGCGAUACUAUAUUGCCAUGGAAGGACUUCUUUUGCCCGACAUAAAAGCUGAUGUAAAAAGUGAUCUCACGGAAAGAGUAAUUGAUUUGUACAAAAGCAUCAUUGAUUUUCAACUGCAGAGCGUGAUCAGAUUCUAUCACAGUCGGACCAAAAACUAUUUUCGAAGCGUCUUCAAGUACGAUAACUGGACUGAUAUGGUGAAAAAUAUCCAGACCAGCGAAACUGAGCUCCAUCAGAAGCUAGAGCAGGUCGCAUCGAGGGUCAAUAUUGAGCUACUCGACAAGCUCUCUCGGGAAGCCCAAGCCUCAAGACAGGAGUUGGCCAAUAUAAUUGGCGAGAUUCAGGAGCUGGUCAAGAUUUCUCGCGGCAUAGCCGAGCAAUGGUCAGAAGCCGAGAAUCGACGAUGUCGUGAGACACUACAAGCGACUGAUCCGAGUCUUGACAAAGAUCGCAUUGAGGAAAGCAAGGGUGGCCUUUUGAAAGACUGCUAUACUUGGAUCCUUGAACAUACUGAAUUUCAGAGAUGGAGUCUUGGAGAUUAUGGACAGAUGCUGUGGAUUAAAGGGGAUCCCGGAAAGGGCAAAACGAUGCUAGUUUGUGGAAUAAUCGAUGAACUGUCGCAGCCAGGCUCGCAAGACACCAUACUCUCUUAUUUCUUCUGCCAGGCGACACACGAUACUAUCAACAACGCUGCGGCUGUGCUUCGCGGACUUAUCUACAUGCUUGUUCGACAGCAGCCCUCACUUCUUGAACAUAUUCGCGACACCUCUUUUGAAGGUCUGAAUGCUUGGACUGCCCUUUCGAAGGCUUUUACCAAGAUCAUCGAAGAUAUAGAGUCAGAAAGCAUCUUCUUAAUUAUUGAUGCGCUCGAUGAGUGCAUCAUUGGCCUAGACAGUCUACUCUCCUUCAUUUCGCAAAAGUCCGCCCAGCAUCCAAAGGUCAAAUGGCUUGUCUCUAGUCGAAACUGGCCACGAAUUGAUAAAGAUCUUGAGGGUGCUGCGGAGAUCAAGCUUAGGCUAGAACUAAAUGAAAGUUCCGUCUCGGUCGCUGUGCAAAGAUUCACUGAGUACAAGAUCAAUUGGCUGGCUGAGAGGAACAAAUACAGUACAGAAACUCGUGAUUUUGUUCGCAGAUAUCUUCUCUCAAAUGCUAGAGGUACCUUUCUAUGGGUAUCCUUGGUUUGCAAAGAGCUCAGCAGCAUCGACAGGUGGAAUGUUCAGAAGAGAAUUGUGGAAUUCCCACCAGAUCUCGAUGAAUUAUACAAACGUAUGCUCUCACAAGUCUGCGAGUCAGAUAAUUCUCAGAUCUGCAUGGCUUUCCUUGGUGUCAUUUCCAUGGUUUAUCGCCCCCUCAACCUAGAGGAACUGGUUACUCUCGUCGAGAUUCCCGAGGAGCUCCGAGGUGAUCAUGAGGCUGUUGGGGAAAUUAUCAGACUUUGCGGCUCUUUCUUAACCCUGAGAGGUCAUACAGUCUCGCUGGUCCACCAGUCUGCAAAAGACUUUCUGUUAAGUCGAGCUUCACCGCAACUAUAUCCGGAUGGCACAGAAGUUAUACAUCAUGGAAUCUUUCUCCGGUCUUUACAAACAAUUUCUCGUGUCCUUAAAGAGGACAUAUACGAUAUUAGGGACCCUGCCUUCGACAUUCUGGAUUUAAAAGCCCACGACCCAGAUCCAUUAGCACCGGCUAAAUACGCCUGCAUUCAUUGGGUUGACCAUCUAAGCAGUUGGAAAUCUGCCUCAAGCACACUGGGUCGACAAGACGAUACCUUGAUUGAAUUAUUUUUCACAAAAAACCUACUUCAUUGGAUCGAGGCUCUGUCUCUCAUCCGGAACCUUCCUGGCGGGAUAGACUCCAUGUUGCGGCUCGGGGAUAUGAUCAAGGGAGACACUGGCAUUUCUCAUCUCAGCAACCGCGCACAGGAUGCGUCUCGAUUCAUGAUCUACCACAGGCAAAUAAUCGAUCAGCACCCACUCCAAAUAUACGCAUCUUCGCUGAUAUUCAGUCCAAUACAGAGCAUUACCAAGACCCAAUUCAAGCCAUUGAGUUGGAUUAUUGGCAGCCCAGCGAUAGAACAGAAUUGGAGCUCCUGUCUACUCACAAUCGAAAAUACAAAGGAUUACUCUCCCAGUCUAGAAAACAUAGCUUGGUCACCCGAUGGAACCCAGAUCGCCUCACAAGAUUAUGUCGACGUCAAAAUCUGGAAUUCUAUGACGGGUCAAUGCACAGCAACUCUUCGUGGUCACACCGACCAGGUUAUCGCCUUGGCCUGGUCACAAGGUGGCAGGCUUGCCUCGGCAUGUCAAGCUGGGGAAGUUCGGAUCUGGGAUACUAUCACCCACCAGUGUUCCAAAGUGUUCAAAGGCGAGGAUGGCUAUCUCUUUGCUCUUGUCUGGUCACCUGAUGGGUCCCAAAUAGCACGAACAACAAUACCAGUCUCUUGGACUCCCAAUUACGUCAUGCUCAAGAAGAUCGACUGGAGACAGGAAGGUCUGGUCUGGGACACGGUUACUGGAGAGGAAAUCUCGAAUGUCAGGCCGUUUCUCUCGUUGGGUUGGUCGAUGGGUAGAUUUCUAACUAUCUCUCCUCUCGGAGUCGAUGGUGUUUCCAUUCAAGAAUUCGCAACCGGACAGGAAGUAUGUGUUUUGAAAGACACUCUAGAUCAAGAGUACUCUUCUGCUCCCUUUGAGAAGGUAUUCUGGGGACCAGAUCAAAUCGCGAUAAGCCAUCACACCCAUAUCAAUAUUUGGGACAUCAAAACCUGCACGCUCGUAUCCACGCUCCGGUAUCUUCCUGGAGAUAUGUCUUCUCCAAUCACUACGCUAUCUUGGUCCCAAGACGGGAUAAGGAUCGCAUCUGGGAAUGCCAAAAUGACAGCAGUGUACAUCUGGGACGAGAGGUCUACACAGGAAACGCUGCUUUUUGAACACAGAGGUUCGACUCACACUCUUUUAUGGUCACCUAAUAGCACAAAGCUGGCAUCCUGCUCGCAGGAUGGGGCAAUUCGAAUCUGGGAUCCUGCAUUUGGUGAAAGUGCUACUACUACUACCUCUACGGCUCUUGAUCUCCAUCCAGAGCCGGUUAAAAAGUUGACGUGGUCGCCAAACUUGAAAUACUUAGUAUCGUCGUCGCCUCUCGCAGAUGAUACCAAUGGAUCUCGUUGGACUAACUGGACUACCUGUAAGGUCUGGGAUCCUUCAACUAGUCAAUGUCUACUCAACCGUGAGUCAGUGGGAAGCCAUACCUGGUCACCGGAUGGCAAUAGAAUUGCCCUAAUGACUGAACACGGCAUCGAAAUGCACAGCCUCGAGAACGCGACAUACAAUUCUAUGUCGAAAUCGCCUGGUUUCAACUCCCCUCCCAGCCAAGCCUUCAGUCCGCAUUGUCUAUUGGCUUGGUCACACCACGGAGACACGCUAGCAUGCUCAUGGCUCACCGGUAUCACUAGCUUCUGGAGUGUAACGAGCGAUUUCUCACUUGGAGCUCUUGAUCAAGAUGUGAAAUUCUUCGAUAAAGCAUCUCCAGAAAAACCUUCUCUCUGGUCUAACGCAUCUCGUCACAUCCAAGCUCUAUCCUGGUCUGAAGAUGACAGCGCCCUUGCGAUAGCAGCAACAGAUGAAAUCAAGAUCUUGGACAUGAAAACAAAUCAAUGGACAAUAAGCAUUGGCGAUCAAUCGCCGCUCCCGGAAUCGGAAUUCAGAACGCUAGCGUGGUCGAAGGAUGGAACUCGAAUCGCAGCAUCGGGCUAUCAUUGGGUCAAAAUGUGGUCGGUAGCAGGUGAUCUUCUGGCAAAUAUUGAGAUACCUCGACUUGAAUCUCGCGGAUGUCUCGUUGGAAACAUUCCGGGAGAGACGUGCUACAUAAGCCACAUUGAUGAUGUCCAGUUCGAUGGCUCAAGUCGGGAUAGAUUGCGGGUUGUUUAUGACGAGAUCUAUACGAGCUACUAUCAAUUACCUGAUGUUCUCCCAGAUACUGAUCCCUUGGCCCAUUUCUCUCAGCCAAUCCUCGGGUAUGGCUGGGACUCUGUUGGAAACUGGAUCACGUAUGAAGGAACACGAAUUCUCAAGGUACCCGCAGAAUACCGAGUUCAAGAGUGGGCAGCUGCCACUGUUGGAGGAAAGCUUGCUUUGGGUUGUCGAUCAGGUCAGGUUUUGAUAUUCCAAUUUUCCCAUUCGCCAUGA
Molecule: messenger RNA, 4779 nt
Organism: Penicillium manginii
Lineage: Eukaryota; Fungi; Ascomycota; Eurotiomycetes; Eurotiales; Aspergillaceae
Product: NACHT-domain-containing protein
Exons: 4
Coding region: 1-4779 (1592 amino acids)
Molecular function (GO): protein binding
Source: RefSeq, a predicted model, not a curated record